Molecule: messenger RNA, 489 nt
Organism: Protopolystoma xenopodis
Lineage: Eukaryota; Metazoa; Platyhelminthes; Monogenea; Polystomatidea; Polystomatidae
Source: the annotation of a GenBank genome assembly
ACCUCUAGCCACGGUACUCUGGAGCCAAAUUGUCGCAAAAAGUUCCUACGCGUUCGCCUUGCCCUCUCGGCCCCAAUCAAGACGGAAUUCGAGCCGUGGACACGUGGGCCUUAUUUUCCCGUCAGCGCAAACUCCCUGCCUUGGAGGGACGGCGAAUCCCAUUCCAUCCUUCGCGCAUGUGCUACAGAUGCACCCACAUCUGCGCUAUCCUCACGAUCAGAAGACCUCGUCACCGUUGACACUCGGUCACCUGUUGCUAUGACAGCCUUCUCCGGCGCCCAUGACACACCGGCCAGGGCCGGUAAACACGGCCUCUCCGAGUCGUCUCCGCGAUGUUCGCACAGUAAGUCUAUUCUGGUUGUAUCCAUGACGCCGAGCCCUCUCCGGGCCACUAUAAAAGAGGUCCUCAGCCGCACCAGCGGGACUCGAAUCGUGAGUGUACCGGUUGGCGGGCAGAUGGACACAAUGGCAUCGUCCUGUCGAGGUUAG